AUGAGAUUAUUAGCUGCUUCUAUUUUCUUUAUUUUAGCUAUUACUAAUGUAUCUGCUAUUAUAACACACUAAGAGUUUUAAUAAUGCUAAGCUACAUAUGAGAAUUCUGCUUAAACACUUUGUUUACGAGGUGAUUAAGAUUGUUUUACUGCCUUAUAAAAUAUUGGAAAUUGUUUAGACUCAUGUGCUUCAGAUACUAAGAAAAGUUAUAACUAGAUCCUUAAUUGUGCUAAAACUAAUUGUACAACAAGUAAUCAAAAUGUUUAGUCCUGGUUAAACAAAUAUCUUUCUUGUCUUUAUUUAGGAAAACUUUCACUUAGUUUCCUUUUAUUAGCUCUAUUUGUUAUUGUUUUCUGA
This is a messenger RNA of Tetrahymena thermophila SB210, 357 nucleotides long. Its product is annotated as transmembrane protein, putative. NCBI's taxonomy places the organism in Eukaryota, Ciliophora, Oligohymenophorea, Hymenostomatida, Tetrahymenidae. The transcript has a single exon. The record is from RefSeq and is a predicted model, not a curated record.